Spirodela intermedia is the source of this 1554-nucleotide messenger RNA. The record is from the annotation of a GenBank genome assembly. Lineage: Eukaryota; Viridiplantae; Streptophyta; Magnoliopsida; Alismatales; Araceae.
AUGGCGUCUCUCCUAUUGCCGUGCGGCACCUUCUUCCUCGUGGUCUUCUUCUUCUUCUUCUUCCUCGGCAAAACCGGCACCGUGAGGAUCCUAGGGCAGGGGGGCGGCGCCGCCGCCGGUGGCGACGGCUGCAAGGGCCUGGGGGACGCCGACCAUGGCGGCCGUGGGUACGUCAACUACCUGCGGUUCUUCUACUGCCUCUGCGGGGGGGCUCCAUGGCUGGGGUAUCCCCUUCUGGGGCUAUGGCUGCUGGUCCUCUUCUUCCUCCUCGGCACCACCGCCGGCGACUACUUCUGCCCUUCCCUGGAGGAGCUCUCGAGCUUGCUACGGUUGCCCCCCGCCGUCGCCGGCGCCACCCUGCUCGCGCUCGGCAACGGCGCCCCCGACUUCUUCGCCAGCGUCGUCUCCUUCGCCGCCGGUGGCCGCGCCGCCGACGAGGUCGGCCUGAGUAGCGUCCUCGGCGGCGCCUUCUUCGUCUCCACCGUCGUCGUCGGCGUCAUAAGUGUCGCCGUCGGCGGCGGCGCCGUGACCGUGGCCGUUGACAGGUUCUGCUUCCUGCGUGACCUCUGCUUCCUCGCCGCCGCCCUCUGCUCCCUCACCGCCGUCCUCGCCAUCGGAAGGAUCAACCUGUGGGGGGCCAUCUUCUUCCUCUCCCUCUACUUCGUCUACGUCCUCGCCAUCUCCACCACAGCCUGCUGCAGGAGAUCCCCCCUCGAGGGUCUGUCGGCGUCGCUCCUCGCCGGUGAGGAGGAGAAGGAGGAUCUCGAAGGAGGAGCAAGAGAAGAACCCAAAUCGCCCCGACGGCGAGGUUGGUGGCGCAGCCUCCUGGCGGCGCCACUCCACCUCCCGAGGAGGCUCACCAUACCUGUGGUUUCGGAGGAGAGGUGGUCGAAGCCCUUCGCGGUGGCCUCCGCCGCUCUAUCCCCGCCGUUCCUGGCGGCGCUGUGGACCCCUCGGAGCACGGAGCUCCUCCUCGCCGGCGGCCUGCUGGGUCUCAUCCUCGGCGGUGCCGCCGUGGCCACCACAGAGAGAUCCCUUCCGCCGAAGGGGCUGCUGCAGCUGCCAUGGUUGGCAGUGGGGUUCCUGAUGAGCAUCGUCUGGGCGUACCUCGCCGCCGGCGAGCUGGUAGCGCUUCUGGUUUCCUUGGGCCGUAUCCUCGGGAUAAACCCAUCUGUCCUCGGCCUUACCGUCCUAGCCUGGGGGAACUCCCUCGGCGACCUCACAGCCAACGUCGCCAUGGCCGUCUACGGCGGGGCCCCCGGUGCGCAGGUGGCCUUCUCCGGCUGCUAUGCCGGCCCCAUCUUCAACACCCUGGUAGGUCUGGGGAUCUCCCUCCUCUUCUCCGCCUGGUGGAGCCAUCCCUCCUCCUUCCCAGUGCCAGCAGAAAAUUCGUCCUACCAGUUGCUGGGUUUCAUGGCGGCGGGCCUGCUCUGGGCCGCCGUCAUCCUCACGCGGAGGGAGAUGAAGGUGGACCGGGUUCUGGGGCUCGGCCUGCUCACCAUCUACUGUUCCUUUCUCUCCGUUAGGGUUUCAGACAGCCUCGGCUGGCUGUGA